AUCACUUGCAGCCACCUAGCAGGCCAUCACCAUCACCAUACAUAGCAUCAUUUUCACCACAAGCACCCCACACCGGUACCAUACCUGGACACCAAAAGAAGCAUGGUUCAUAAACAUACUCAACUGGACUGGAACGAUCCUGACAUCUUCUCCCUUCCCAACGAGCUGUGGUGGUCAAUAUGGGAGCUACUUGCUGAUAGCGAUCUUCUGCGCUUAUCUCAGACGUGCCGAAUGUUCCGCGCCCUGACGACGAUGCCGAUAUCAGAUCGAUUGUACCGUCAUCUGCUGAGAUAUAAAAUUACAGCGGCGAAUACUCAGCGGGAUGGGAUUUGAUGGAUGAUGAUGAGAAGAGGCUCCUAUUGUCGAGGGUAAACUGGGUAUACAAGGUUUUUGAAUACCCUCCCAUACGUGCCGCUUGAAGGACCUCGCCUCCAAUGGGCCACGCUCGGCGGAAGGUUUAUCUUCGCUGUAACUCAUGAUGACGUCAUUGUAUGUUUCGAUUACAAGAAAAGAACAUCUACACAUGCAUGUCAUUAUAGCAUCUCGG
Molecule: messenger RNA, 547 nt
Organism: Dacryopinax primogenitus
Lineage: Eukaryota; Fungi; Basidiomycota; Dacrymycetes; Dacrymycetales; Dacrymycetaceae
Exons: 2
Coding region: 103-333 (76 amino acids)
Molecular function (GO): protein binding
Source: RefSeq, a predicted model, not a curated record